Penicillium cosmopolitanum is the source of this 693-nucleotide messenger RNA. RefSeq lists its product as uncharacterized. NCBI's taxonomy places the organism in Eukaryota, Fungi, Ascomycota, Eurotiomycetes, Eurotiales, Aspergillaceae. The transcript is spliced from 2 exons. The coding region runs from base 1 to 693 and encodes 230 amino acids. The record is from RefSeq and is a predicted model, not a curated record.
AUGUACGGAUACCGACCUGCACGAUCCUUUUCCAAACGAGCAACCCGCUCCAAGUACGUCUAUUCCUCCCUCUUCCCUACACCACACUUCAACUACCGCUUCCUCAUUGCACCCAUUCUGAGACUCACCCUCCAGGAUAUCCCGAGCGAGAAGGGCAUACUUUAUCCCGAAGCUCGAUCCAUCCUGCAAGACGGCGAGUUUGGUCGCAUCGACCCCACCGGCUGGUACACACACUAUAAGACCUGUUUGCAACAUUUUGUCAAAUCCAGCCAGUUCAAUUCGAAUCUUCGGUCCAUUGCAGCCUUUAUCAACAUCCGUCUACCAGCUCAACAUUCCGUCCACCCGAACAGUCCACAAGCUGCCGCCUCCUUUAUCUCUCUCCGUCCUUACGUGCGGCGAUUAAUUUUCACCGCUCAGGACACGCCUAUCCAUAUGCGUACGUUCUUUGGUCCAGACUGGGAAGCGGGAGUUGGCUGUAUUUACAAACAAGAGCGCAUUAAUUACCUUUUCGCGGCAAAGAGUGGUGGUUGGGCGAAGACUAAGGCUUCUUACGAUAUCCUGCCCGACGAACAGACCCCAUUCUUGCGCCCUCUGCGUGAUCCCUCUGAGGAUGAAAUCCGCGCCGCGGAGGCCCGGUGGAGUGAGUGGCUAGCAAUGGAAGAUUGGAUGGUGGGGGUACGCAGUCCCUGGUAA